Galleria mellonella (greater wax moth) is the source of this 3357-nucleotide messenger RNA. RefSeq lists its product as uncharacterized. The transcript has 6 exons. The record is from RefSeq and is a predicted model, not a curated record. Lineage: Eukaryota; Metazoa; Arthropoda; Insecta; Lepidoptera; Pyralidae. Bases 787 to 1542 code for a protein of 251 amino acids. Gene Ontology annotation, molecular function: growth factor activity.
GUACCACGCCACAGUCUCAUCUAAGCCACAGCUAUGCGCACAUCCUCCCCAUAAUAGUCGAAAAUUUCACAUUCCCGCUCCCGUGAUAUGCGCAACGGCGCGACGCGAAACUUGUAAUUCGAACUCGCGAAUUAUUCGCAAUUUUGAUUUUAGAACAAUUUUUUUUUAUAAUUAUAUUUUUUCAUAUUUUCUGAAACUGUUGAAAAAAGUUGCAGUUGGCGGCAAACGGUAAAGUUGUCAGUGUUUGGUGUCUUAAAGUGCGUUUUAGACUUACUUAAAGGGCUUUAUAAGAUUUUUAUGUGUUGCAAUCGGUGUACCGAAAGAUUUUGUUCGUGUGAAGUGUUGUAUUUUAUUUUGUGCACAUUUUCAUUUGGAUUUUUAUUUGCCAAGGAAUUUUGAGACAAUAUGGAAAAUAUAGUUACGCGACAUGUCAUCAAAUAUCUCGUGCAUUGAUUUUUGGUAACACUGCAAUUUAUAAAAUUGUUAUAAAAACAAAGAUGCUGGGGUAUGCUCUAAGAAGAGUUACCUCAGUCAUCUCUUUUGCUCCUAAAGACAUCAGCUACAGCUCGGCUGACGACAGCCGGUGCUUAGAUAAGUAGAUUAUUUAAAAAAAAGAAAACAUUUUGGCCAACUGUUAAAAAAAUUAAACGAACGCAAGCUAUAAGAAAUAUAUUUCAAUAAUUUGAAACCAAACUAGUCAAGAUCAAUAGCAAUAGUAAGUUACCAAUAGCAGAAGUAAAAAACAGAGAUCUAGUGCCGCCGUACUGGAUACGCCACUGCGGUGGUAUGAUAUAUAUUGCAUCUUGGAUCGACUGUGCGCUGACUGGUCGCUACGUCACGUGGCUUCCCGGCGCGCGACUGCAGUGCUGGAUGCUACUAACUGUAUACACGUUACCACAGCUUGCCGUCUCUGCAAAGAUAUUGUGCCUCCUGAUGGUGGUGAUCUGCGGUGCGGUGCCAUCGAUGGUCCGGUCAGUUCGCCUCUACAGCCAGUGCUCCCACCUUUACGUCAACGUGUUCCCAAACGGCACCGUUAUGGCUCGCUCUGGUGGAAACGACCAGCCGAAUCUCACCAUCAGUACCCGUGGCUUCAGCCUAGAACUGCUCAUCCACUCCCCUAUUCAGGACAUGUACCUAUGCUUCAAUCGGUCCAAGUUAGUCGGCAGGCGAUUGACAAGAUUUCAAGCGGAGAGACAACCGAAUUGUUUAUUCAAAGAGGAAUUUGUGAACGGCUACAACAGAUAUCACCUGAUGAAGAACGAAGAUCGCUAUAUAGGAUUCAACAGGCGAGGCUUGCAGUUACGUCGAGGAAAGAGCCGCCUUCCAGAGCGUGUGCACAAGUGCUUGGACUUCAUGAAGGUGGCCCGUGGUGAUGACUUCAACUUGGACAGGCACAAUAACAUGCUUGCAGGAGACUUACCGAAAUGGCGGCCGCAGCGCAGACUCCGGCCCCCACCGCAGAACUCCAUCAAGCCACCGUGUCACGGCGUCCGCCACCACCACGGAAGGUAUCAGAGGCGAAAAAAUUGCGACGGAACAUAGGUGCCCCGUCGUUUCAUCACCAGCUCAUUUACGCUUCUACGCUUCGCGCGUUCCGUUGCCAGCUGUAGAUGGACAUUGUGAGUGGACAGAGUAUUAGUCAACUAUCGCAGUAUUAUUACAGUGACGAGGACUGGAUAGCGUUAGGUUAGGUGAGCCGCGGUGGCCGCGGCGUCGGCCCGCAUGAAUGGUAGCUGAUGCGAGAGAGCAAACAUUUGAAUGGGAGAAAAAGCCGAGCCGGAACGACCGACGUUCGGACCUGUGAAAUUCCUUAAGCUCGUGUAACAUCGUGGCGCUCGUUUGCUCUUGUGCCUACGGUCGGACUCGUGUUCUAAAAGGAAAAAAAGGUUUUCUGUAGAAAGAGCAAAUAGUAGUCUCGUCAGUCACGAGUCUUCCGACAGACCACCGCAGUUGGUGCGUGGAAGUGAUGCCGGUACUGAUAUCGGUACCAGCCCUCAAGCAAAGACACCAUCUCGACUGCGCGCACAGCGCAUUGUGACUUCAUAUUACCCACGAUUGUUCCGGAUGGCUCGCCAUAAGUGUAGCAAAAAGGCCUUUGCGUCAAUUCUCAGUGUGUUAUUAUUUAAAACGCUUUACUGUUAAAUUAAGAACCGAUCGUGUUACGCUUGUAAAUAUAAUAAAAUAAUUGUGUUUACUUAUUUAUCAAAAAAACGUUAAUCAGAAAUUUAUAAACGUAGAUGUUAGUUGUAAAGUUGUAUUAAAAUGUUUUGUAUUUAAUUAUGGGUAUUUAAUCUAUCCUACCAACCGCUCUCUUGUGAUUAGCCACAGUUGAUAUAACCUAGAUUUCUUUAACUUCAUAUAAUGAAACAUUUCCUACUAACGUUCAUAAUGUGAAUAUUGUUCUGUUUUGAUUGCAUGGUUUCACGAGUUUCUGUAUAUAUUAUUUUAAGAGUUCGACAGGGAGCGAUAGAUUUUUGAAUCUCUCUAUGUUUUUGAAUCAGUACUGACUGGUAUUCUCGAUUUUUCAUAAAGGGACCCAAUACUUUGUCGCCUAAUUUUCCUAGAUAACAAUACAAUGUGGUGAUUCAAUUUUACUAAUAUCCAUUCCAGCAAUCCUAUUAAAUAGUGGAACUUAUACCUAAUGUUAACAUAUUAAGAUCUGUGCCAUAGUGUGGUGGCAGUGUACGACUUUGCGUUGGCAAUGUAGUGUUUUAAGUUUGUCUGUAAACUAUGAGUAGAUAAAAGAUAUAUAACAUAAGGAAAUAUAAUAACUGAAUUAAAUUAUUGUACGCUUUUCAUGUCGGGAUAAAAAUAGUAUAUAAAACGUUUAAAAUCGAAAUAUUCUAGAAAUUACCAUCAUUAUUUAAUUUACUUUAAAAAAAAUUCAGUGACAUUGUUUUCUUAUUAUAAAGUAACUAUUGAUAUCUCGAUAUGGAAAUUAUGAAAAAACCAAUCAAACAUUAGUAAAAUGUGUUACUGUAUUCUGUAUGCCAUAUAGAUAUACAAUUGUAUUAAGAGCGAAGGUUAUUAAAAUAUUUUUCUCCAUAGUUUCAUAUUUGAAUGCAUUCGGUUGCCUGUAUGAAUGAUUUAUAUUAUCGAAUAAAUUUUACUGGUAUACUUUGUCAGUGUUAAAGUCAUAUUACAUUCCUCCUGUAUUCCAUAUAAUUACAUUUGAAGACGUUAUGACAUUCCAAACAACAAGUUAAACAAAAUAAAUAUGCGCUUAAAUAAAUAAUGAAUUUUGUUGAAUAGUAUGACACUAUACUGUAUUACUGUGUCUAAUUAUAAGUAUUCAGACGCUGAACGAAAUCGUGUAAUUGCUAAGAAAAAUUACGAAAUUAAAUAUUUAACUCGCAA